This is a messenger RNA of Aspergillus heteromorphus CBS 117.55, 1597 nucleotides long. Its product is annotated as prephenate dehydrogenase (NADP(+)). The coding region runs from base 170 to 1477 and encodes 435 amino acids. The transcript has 7 exons. NCBI's taxonomy places the organism in Eukaryota, Fungi, Ascomycota, Eurotiomycetes, Eurotiales, Aspergillaceae. The record is from RefSeq and is a predicted model, not a curated record. Gene Ontology annotation, molecular function: prephenate dehydrogenase (NAD+) activity; prephenate dehydrogenase (NADP+) activity; NAD+ binding. Gene Ontology annotation, biological process: L-tyrosine biosynthetic process.
UUUCUGCCGCGUCCUCAGCUUUCUAUCUUCCACUCCUCAACCAGACCCAAGCAGGCAAACAGCAGCAAGACUCCGUGCCUUGUGUGCUGGUUCACUCAUUGGCCCAACUGAGUUUGUUAAACGGCAUCCAUCGGUUCUCACCAACAGGACUGAAGGACUUCCAGCCAAGAUGGGCUUCACCAAGGAGACUGCCUCCAUUGGCAUCAUCGGAAUGGGAGACAUGGGCAAGAUGUACGCCCUUCGUCUCAGCGAAGCAGGUUGGAGGAUUAAUGCAUGUGACAAACUUGAUCUUUAUGAGGAUCUACAGAAGGAAUUUAAAUCCCAAAAAGGUGUUACUAUCCUUCCGAACGGGCACCUGGUUUCAAGGGUUAGCGAUUAUAUCAUAUACAGUGUAGAAGCCGGUGUGAUCGACAGGGUAGUGGCUGAGUAUGGCCCAUCUACCAAGGUCGGCGCAAUUGUUGGAGGCCAAACGUCCUGCAAGGCUCCUGAGCUCGCUGCAUUCGAUAAGCACCUCCCCCCGGAUGUAGAAGUCGUGUCCUGCCAUUCGCUCCACGGCCCUAAAGUCAAUCCCAAAGGUCAACCUCUGGUCCUGAUCAAGCACCGCGCCUCGGAUGAGAGCCUUGACUUUGUGCGAGAAGUCCUAUCAUGCUUUGAAUCCGAAUUCGUUCUCCUCACGGGAGAGAUGCAUGACCGUAUUACUGCCGAUACCCAAGCUGUCACCCAUGCCGCUUUCCUCAGCAUGGGAACCGCGUGGCAGGCAAACCAGCAGUUCCCGUGGGAAAUCAACCGCUGGGUGGGAGGCAUUGAGAACGUCAAGAUUAACAUUACAUUGCGCAUCUACUCCAACAAGUGGCACGUUUAUGCCGGUCUUGCCAUUCUCAACCCGGCCGCGAAGAAGCAAAUCCGGCAGUACGCCGAGUCGGUGACGGAGCUCUACAAGCUUAUGAUCGAGGGGCGGCGCGAGGAGCUCAAGCGUCGCGUCAAGGCUGCAGGAGAGGCCGUGUUUAAGGCGGGCACAGAUGGGCAGGAUCUGCUGUUAAAGGACCAAGUCCUUGACCAAUUCUCGCUGUCAAACAGGGCUCGUGAGGAAUCUCCCCCAAACAGCCAUCUCAGUCUGCUGGCCAUUGUCGAUUGUUGGUCUAAACUUGGAAUUGUCCCAUACGACCAUAUGAUCUGUUCUACACCUCUCUUUCGUCUCUGGCUGGGUGUCACGGAAUACCUGUUUCGUAAUCCCGACAUUCUUGAACAGGCAUUGGACACCGCCAUCGACGAUAAGACGUUCCGGUCCGAUGACCUGGAGUUUACCUUUGCAGCUCGGGCCUGGUCUGACUGCGUAUCAUUCGGCGAUUUCGAGUCCUACCGCGACCGGUUCGAGCGGAUCCAGCAGUACUUCGCUCCCCAAUUCCCCGAGGCCGUGAAGCUGGGCAAUGAGAUGAUGAAGACAAUUUUGGAGAAGACGACUCCCGGAAACUCCUAGCAUGGGCGGAAAGAGACAAACAGGGACUCGGCGCCGGCCCGAUAGAUAAGAUCAUGAGUACCAUAAUAUUUGUCGGCAUCUUAGUAAUUAUCAUAAUCAUAAUCAUAAUCAUAAAUCAAA